Messenger RNA from Coffea eugenioides, 3483 nucleotides. RefSeq names its product RNA cytidine acetyltransferase 1. The transcript is spliced from 26 exons. Gene Ontology annotation, cellular component: 90S preribosome; nucleolus. Gene Ontology annotation, biological process: rRNA acetylation involved in maturation of SSU-rRNA. Bases 102 to 3200 code for a protein of 1032 amino acids. Lineage: Eukaryota; Viridiplantae; Streptophyta; Magnoliopsida; Gentianales; Rubiaceae. The record is from RefSeq and is a predicted model, not a curated record. Gene Ontology annotation, molecular function: ATP binding; 18S rRNA cytidine N-acetyltransferase activity; tRNA binding.
UUUUACAACUGAACAUUUUCUCAUUUUCUUCUCAGCCAAACGAGUCCCCAUUUGCAUACUUCUCUCCCAGCUUCAGAAAUCAGAAUCAGAAUUGAGGGAAAAUGAGGAAGAAAGUCGACGAACGCAUCAGAACUCUGAUAGAAAACGGCGUUAAAACUCGCCACCGGUCCAUGUUCGUCAUCGUUGGAGAUAAAUCUCGUGACCAGAUUGUGAAUUUGCAUUACAUGUUGAGUAAAGCUGUGGUGAAGACGCGGCCGACUGUGUUGUGGUGUUACAAAGACAAACUUGAACUCAGCAGUCAUAAGAAAAAACGUGCAAAGCAAAUAAAGAAGCUGAUGCAAAGGGGGCUUCUAGAUCCGGAGAAAGUUGAUCCCUUUUCACUUUUUGUUGAAACUGGAGGAAUCACAUAUUGCUUGUAUAAAGAUUCUGAAAGGAUUCUUGGAAAUACAUUUGGCAUGUGUAUAUUACAGGAUUUUGAGGCUUUGACACCAAAUCUUCUUGCAAGAACAAUAGAAACAGUUGAAGGUGGUGGAUUGAUCGUAUUGCUGCUGCGCUCCCUAUCCUCGCUUACGAGCCUUUGCACCAUGGUUAUGGAUGUCCACGAAAGAUUCCGUACUGAGUCUCAUUCUCAGGCCACUGGUCGAUUUAAUGAGCGCUUCUUACUUUCUCUUGCAUCUUGCAAAGCAUGUGUGGUUAUGGAUGACGAAUUGAAUAUCUUGCCAAUUUCUUCGCAUAUGAAGUCAGUUACACCUGUUCCAGUUCGAGAGGACUCUGAAGGGCUUUCUGAAGCUGAACGAGACCUAAAGAAUUUGAAAGAACAAUUGACUGAUGAUUUCCCUGUCGGUCCUCUGAUUAAAAAAUGCUGUACAUUGGACCAGGGAAAAGCCGUUAUUACAUUUCUUGAUUCAGUUUUGGACAAGACGCUUCGUAGCACAGUUGCUUUACUUGCAGCUCGUGGUCGUGGGAAGUCAGCUGCUCUUGGUCUAGCAAUUGCUGGAGCUAUUGCAGCAGGGUAUUCGAAUAUUUUUGUCACUGCACCAAGUCCUGAGAAUCUGAAAACCUUGUUUGAGUUUGUAUGCAAAGGAUUCGAUAUACUUGAGUAUAAGGAGCAUUUAGAUUAUGACGUGGUCAGGAGUACAAACCCAGAAUUCAAAAAAGCGACUGUGAGGAUCAAUAUCUACAAGCAGCACCGUCAGACAAUUCAGUAUGUACAACCGCAUGAACAUGAAAAACUCUCCCAGGUCGAGUUGCUUGUGAUUGAUGAAGCAGCUGCUAUUCCAUUGCCAGUUGUCAAGUCUCUGCUUGGUCCAUACCUCAUCUUCCUUUCAUCCACUGUUAAUGGUUACGAAGGUACUGGGCGGUCUUUAUCACUGAAGCUGCUGCAGCAACUUGAGGAGCAAAGUCAAAUGUCAAAUAAAAAUGUAGAGAGCACCCUAUCUGGUCGGCUUUUCAAAAAGAUAGAAUUAGGUGAAUCUAUCAGAUACGCUUCUGGUGAUCCAAUUGAAUCGUGGCUUCAUGCUUUACUUUGUUUGGAUGCGACAAAUGCUGUCCCAAAUAUCAUCAGGUUACCAUCACCAAGUGAGUGUGAUCUCUACUAUGUUAAUCGGGAUACCCUUUUCUCUUAUCAUAGAGACAGUGAGCUGUUUUUGCAGCGGAUGAUGGCCCUAUACGUUGCUUCUCACUACAAGAACUCUCCAAAUGAUCUACAACUAAUGGCAGAUGCUCCAGCUCACCACUUGUUUGUGCUACUUGGUCCUGUUGAUGAGUCAAAAAAUCAUCUUCCUGAUAUUUUGUGCGUUGUCCAGGUUUCUCUUGAAGGACAAAUUUCUCGUAAAUCUGCAAUUAGAAGCCUAAGUGAUGGUCAUCAGCCCUUUGGAGACCAAAUACCUUGGAAAUUUUGUCAGCAGUUUCGGGACUCAGUUUUCCCAAGUCUUUCAGGUGCUCGCAUAGUACGUAUUGCAACCCAUCCAAGUGCAAUGAAGCUUGGUUAUGGGUCUACUGUUGUUGAACUUUUAACAAGGUACUUCGAAGGGCAAUUGACUUCAAUCGCUGAACUUGAUGUUGAAGACACACAGGAAAGUCCACAAGUUAGAGUUACUGAGGCUGCAGAAAAGGUCUCUUUGUUAGAAGAAAAUAUAAGACCUAGGACAGACCUUCCCCCUCUCCUUGUGCAUCUUCAUGAAAGAAAGCCUGAAAAGCUUCACUAUAUUGGUGUGUCAUUUGGGCUUACCCAGGAUCUUUUUCGAUUUUGGAGGAAACAUAAAUUUGGUCCGUUCUACAUUGGACAUAUUCCAAGUAAUGUGACUGGUGAGCAUACAUGCAUGGUUCUGAAGCCAUUAAAUAAUGAUGAUAUCGAAGCUAGUGGAUCUGAUGAGUGGGGCUUUUUUGGCCCUUUCUACCAAGAUUACAGGAGGCGAUUCGCAGAACUAUUAGGUUUCAGCUUCCAUUCCAUGGAAUACAAGCUUGCAAUGAGUAUUCUGGAUCCAAAAAUUAACUUCACUGAGGUGGACCCUGUUUUGCACUCUUCAAACGAAUUUUUAAAGUCAACUGGAGAAAUUGUGACUCCAGAUGAUAUGAAGCGACUGGAAGCUUACACAAACAAUCUUGCUGAUUUUCGCAUGAUUCUAGACAUUGUGCCGAAGCUUGCACGUCUUUAUUUCCUGGAGAAGCUUCCUGUUACGCUAUCAUAUACCCAGGCUUCUGUUUUGCUUUGCAUGGGCUUGCAGAAAAAGGACAUAUCUGUUAUUGAGGGAGAAAUGAAGCUGGAAGGGCAGCAAAUUUUGUCGUUGUUUAUUAAAGUGAUGAAGAAGUUCUACAAAUAUCUUUAUAGUGUAGCAUCCAAUGAGAUUGAUUCAACCAUGCCUCGACUUAAAGAAAUUUCUUUGAAUCCUCACAGUAUCUCUAUUGAUGAAGAUCUUGAUGAAGCAGCAAAAAAAGUUCAGGAUGACAUGAAUGCCAAGAUGGACGGGUUUUUAAAGCCAGAGCUUCUCCAGCAGUAUGCCAUUGUAGACAGAGAGGCUGAUUUUGAACAUGCUUUACAAAAUGGUAGUGGGAAGGUGCUUCCUGGUGGUCUCAUUAGUGUAAAAUCCCACAGAGAUAAGGCUGCAAAGCAUGGGAAGAAAAAUGACAGCCAAAAGAGUGGGAAGAAAAGAAACAAGGAUGAUCACGGAUCAAAGUCAAAUAAGAAGAGGAAGGCUUGACGGACCAAGUAUGAUGUGAAAUCCUUCUUCCGCUUGGUGUUUUUAGAUUAUCUGUUCUUAUUGUUACUAAUCAACUUUUGGUGGGAGGGACCUAUAAUUGGCAAAGAGGGAACCCAGUAGGUUUCUAUCUCAUUUCAAUGUUAAGAUCUUCCUACUGAUGUACAGCAGCUCCAUUACUUUCUUCUGGCUGCUCAUAACUAAUUGACAGCGACGACUAGCAUCUGAAAUGGUGCUCAAUUUUGGUUUCGAUUAUAAGGUUUAUGAUACACGUUCAUUUUGAACA